GCUUUGAAGGGAGCCCAGAUGGAGGGAAGCAAGGGGGUCGUCCUGCUCAAUUGCUUCGUCAGCCCCUUCGGCAACCGCGUUCGCAUCGCCUUGACGAAGAAGGGCGUGGAGCACGAGGUGACCGCAGAGAACAUGGCCCAGAAGAGCGCUCUGCUGCUGGCCUCCAACCCCAUCCACGGCAAGGUCCCGGUACUCCUCGUCGCCGGCAAGCCUGUCUGCGAGUCGCAGGUCAUCUUGGAGUUCAUCGACGAGGCCUUCUCCACCACCGGCGAGCAGCUACUGCCCACCGACCCCUACGCCCGCGCCCAGGCUCGCUUCUGGGUCGCCUACGUCGAUGCAAAGAUUCCGGCCUGCGCCCCGAAGAUAUGGCAGUCGCCCAAGGGAGCGCCGGCGGUAGAGGAAGGGAAGAAGGAGAUGCUGGUCGCGCUCAAGACGCUCGAGGCGGAGCUGGGCGAGAAGCCCUACUUCGCCGGCGAGUCGCUCGGGUACGCGGACGUGGCGUUGGUGACCUUCGCGCCCUGGUUCCUCACGUACGAGCGUCUCGCCGGGUUCAGCAUCGCGGAGGAGUGCCCGGUGCUGACUGCCUGGGCGGCGCGGUGCGCCGACGAGAACGAGUGCGUCGCCAAGUCGCUGCCGGACCCCGAGGCGGUCUUCCAGUUCGUCGGAGGAAUGAGGAAGCACUUCGGCCUCGAGUAGCUUUGCUCGGCUACCUACGAAGCGCGUCACUCUAUUAUAUGAAUGUAUGAUCCAUGCAAAAUAAGUUAAGCUCAUACGCAUUGUCUCGUGCGUAUGUGUGUGCGCCUCAUAGGGAUAAUGUUUCCUCGCCGUCCGAGUCGUCUGUGAUUUUUAUUUGGAGAGGCUUUGUGUUUUCCGAAUUGAUGGUGAUCGAUUUAAACUUU
Lolium perenne is the source of this 899-nucleotide messenger RNA. Its product is annotated as glutathione S-transferase U19. Gene Ontology annotation, cellular component: cytoplasm. The record is from RefSeq and is a predicted model, not a curated record. Gene Ontology annotation, biological process: glutathione metabolic process. Lineage: Eukaryota; Viridiplantae; Streptophyta; Magnoliopsida; Poales; Poaceae. Gene Ontology annotation, molecular function: glutathione transferase activity.